Lingula anatina is the source of this 2661-nucleotide messenger RNA. RefSeq lists its product as uncharacterized. Lineage: Eukaryota; Metazoa; Brachiopoda; Lingulata; Lingulida; Lingulidae. The record is from RefSeq and is a predicted model, not a curated record.
ACUGAUCCCGUAUUAAAACGUACUCGUACUGAGAUGUAGAUGGCAGUUCAGGAUAAAGCUUGGAGAGAGCUGUCCACGUAUCGUAGCAGUUGCUGGGAGAACAAACCCCGCUAGAAGAGUUUCAAUAUCCUACUUGAAGAAGAAAGAAGUCAGACAAACAGAUAAUUUAAUAAAUGGCAACAGGAAUAAUACCAGCUCCUGGGCCACCAUUGGCCGAUACAACAGGCACAGGCUUGUGGCAGCCGUGUGUGGGGCCAGCCACCAACUCAACCACCUCUGUCACUUUCCCCAACACGUGUGCUGAUGGGACACUUUGCGUGAGGAAUUUUUUAUUUUUUUUCUUCUCUACGUACCAAGUGUGUCUUUGCCCACAGACGACGUACCCGGAUUUUGCGACGAGAACAUGUUUACCAAUUCAGGGGGCACCGUGCAAUGCCAGCACAGACUGUAAUUUCCUCACCUACGACUGCAUUGGCCUCUCAAGCUGGAGCAUACCCAACGAUGUGAAGGAAUUUCUCACGCCAAUGGUAUUCUACAUAUGCAGCCAGAUCGUGGAGUAUCGUGUACUAGUACCUAAUUACCUGUGCCUUGCGAACUCGUGUGUGUUCGCAGGAGUGGCAUUCGGGAUAGGAGAGGGCAUUUCUGGUCUAGGAAGGAAAAAACGCAGCCUGAGCGAUCUCAACGAAGAGGAGUUAGCAGCGAGUAAAUCAAACGCAACAGAAGUGUGGUUGAAAGCCAUGGGGACCUAUUUCGAACAGUUUGGUCAGAAUGGGAUACUCGACGAGAAUAAUGAUCCUUCGUCCACGGAAUCCAAAGCAACAGGCCAGUGGGAGGUGGAUGGAACAGCCGUUGUGGAGGCAGAGAUGAAAGACAGAAUAGCAGAAGCAAAAGAAGAAAACGGGAAGAACAGCUCGGAAAAAUCUCAUCAAAUUUCGACAAGAUCAAUUACGAGUUCCUUUACUGGCGCGUGUGUCGUGCCGAACCUUCUCAACACGUUAACGGAGUUAAUAUCGGGUCAAAGUGCGGAGAAGUUCCUCUUGAAUUGCCGGGAGGACGACCUUGUGGCCAACGCUCAAACCAAGGAGUUAUAACUCCUUGCUCAAACUAACAAUUAACGUUAACUAUACGCGUAAUAGUAAUACUGUGUAGUACUACUCAAAUUGCUUAAUGAUCAGCAGUUUCUUUUACUUUUAUAUGUGCUAGUAGCAUUGUACUUAUUGUUAUUAAUUUGCACAAGUUGUUUCUUUAAAUCAUUUGUAUACAGAUGUGUAUGUAAGUGUAUGUGCGCGUAGUGCAUCUGCGUGUGCAGUUAUGUACAUGUACGUGUGUGUGUGUGUGUGUCUGUUUGCGAUCGCGUGCGUGUGUGAAAGAGAAAUAAAGAGAGAGGUUGAGGAAAGGUAUUUGAUCUAAAACACCAAUAUCAGGUACGUUACAGUGCGUAAACGUAUAAGUUGUAGCUAUGGAAAUAGUUUUUCCUUUACAGAUAAGAACAUGGGUUAAGCUUAAAGUCACUACGUCACGCAAGCAACUACCGCGUGGGAAGGUGGUGGGCAUUAAUUUCAUGGCCUAUUAAGGUACACAUUAACGGGCUGAGAUAGCGGUAAAUGUCUACGAUUAGGAGAACCCAGCAGGAUCUUUAUAUUAUGUAGGUAAUACAUGUAGGUAGAAAGCAGUGGCACAUCUCGUAGAAAUGAAAAGGAUUGUAGCUGGAAAAGCAAGAUAACUACUGUUACCCGUGCCGUGCACUGAUAUGAAACAUAAGGGUUAAAAAUCCCUGUCAAACGUGUUAUAGAUAUUUCUGUAAGAUGUCUAGUGACCGAGGAAAAAUUAGAUAUGUUGUGUCUUUUUUAUCUUUGUGUUAAAACAAGCGUAGAGACAGGACGUAAAUGUUUUAGAGUUCGAAAAGGGAUUAAGGGAGAUGAAGCGAAAUAUUAUUGUAUUUAUUAUUUUCAUAAAACCAUUGGUCCAUGUGAGUUAAAAAUUUAGUGAAGUAAUUAAUAAAGGUCAAGAUUUAAAUUUUUGAUCAAACAUCGUCAAGGUUAAAUGUGCGUAAAAAUAAACACCAAUAUCACAGAAAAUAAGUUGUUUCGUCCAGUCUACAAAUAGCAGGAGGAAAAUUAUAAGGAUUGUGACUUUUCACUAGAAGUGCGAUAUUGCACUUUGCUUAAGAGAACAAUGAAAAGAACAAAAAGAAUCUUUGCUAAAAUAAUCUUAUAAUCUUUGCUAAAAUACAUAUGCCAGACUAGUGUAAAAAACUUCACAAUUAACUCUUGAAUACACAAUUACAGAAUUGGCCAGAGAAAUACCUGUGGAUAUACAUGCAUAUCUAGUGAAAGAUCAACCUGUGGCCCCAGAAUUAUCUAUUCUUUUUGUAUAUAAUCUAUUGCUAAAUAUCAGCAUGCAAUCUUCAUGAGAAUCGUUAACCCGAAACAUUAUUUCCCUAUAAGAUAUGUUAUUAUCUAAAUAUAUGCAUUUUGCAAAAAGUUACGAUAAUUUAGUUAAGAUAAUUUAGCGUGUAAAAGUUGAAAUCUCAAAGAGUAAAAUUAUAGGUUUCACGUGGGCAAGUUUAAGUUUUACACAAAUUCAACCUUGCUGUCGAAGAAAAUGAUUAUAAAAGAAACGUGGAAGUGCGGGGUUUGUCGAUCCAGUCAUUAUCAUUAU